AUGCUACGACUCCAUGUUAGAUUGAGGAAGGAAGGCCAAGAGAACGAAGCAGAGACGAUCCUGGUCCCAGUAAAGCCGACAAAGAGGGUGCGUAACUUCAAGGAGGAUGUGGAGCUCCGAGCCAGAAAGCUAGAAGGCUUUGAGGGCUGCCAGGUGAUCCACUUGCGGGAUGGAUCAAGAGCGCACGCUUUGAUGGAUGAUGAUGACCUUGUGUCAGAUGUGGUGGAGAACGGAGAUACAGUCUUUGCAGAUGUAGCUUGUGUUCCGGGUGCGGGAGGCUCAAAAGACAGUGAGACGGCACCCGAGCCGGAGAAAUUUCAUGACGGUACAGAGGGCUCAGUGUCCGAGACCACUGGAACCACCGAUGGGUUCGAGGCAGAGCCAGCCGCUGAGGAGGCAGGAUAUGGUUUCAUUCGCUACCAGACCCUGGAGAGAGUUGCUCAAGGCUUGCAGCCCCAGGCCCUGGAGGUUUCUGUUGCGACGAGCACCUGGGAGCUGGCGAAGCAGAUCGCACAGGCUGAGGGCAUCGAGUACGAGCCCAUUGAAGAAGACGCGGCGCCUGUGGCCUCUUUCGCAGACCGUGGCCGUUGCAUGUGCUCAGAGGCGGCGGCACGCGUUAAGCUUUGGGGCUACGACGCAGCUCUGAAGAUUGAUGCUGCAGCCUUCUCGCAGUCCUGGCAUCCGCAGCGCUGGGCAGCUGAGCUUGCCAAGGCCGACAUCUGCUCUAUUUGCCUGUCGGGCUUGGGUGACGGAAGUGCCGAGAGCUCCGAGGGUCGAUCCCCAGACCUCGUCGUGGGCAACCGCCUUUGUCAUCACUUCUUCCAUGCCGAGUGCCUGCUGAAGUCCUUUGUGGAUGGCAGGGUUCUGCAGUGCCCAUGCUGCCGCGGGGAAUGGCUUUACCUGGAGGAAGAGCAGGCAGAGAAGGGAGGCAUACGGGAGGAUGGCAAUGUCCUGGUUCUCGUACCAGACCUGAACACUGGCUUUCGGGAGGCCAGCGUGGCGGCAGGAGGUUCUACAGUCGAAGAGCUGAAGAGGGAGGUGUUCAGCAUGUUAGGCCUCGACUGCCAGAACUAUGUCGCGUGCAGCCGCGGCGUUGUUCAAGAUGAUCAGUCCAUGGUUGUGACGGCACAGCCGGCCGUGUACUCGCUUUGUGAUUGCGGCGCGCAUGUCUGGACCAUCAUGCUCACCUGCGAGUGCCACGACCAGGAUCACAACCUGCAGUGGAAGCAGAAGAUGCAAAGCACUGACAGCAUAAGCCAGGUCAAGCAAGCCUUGCAUCGUGCUUGGCGGACCCUCUGGAUCCAGCCUUCAAAGAUGCGGAUCCAGAGCAUGGCAGGCCUUCCCUAUCAUGACAGUGCCCGGGUGGGAGACCUGUGCUCCGGUGUGAAGGUGGAAGCCUCAGUGGCGGUGAUUCUGGUAGACGAGAGCUUCGUGGCCUUGGAUUUCUUUGUCGCGUCCCAGCGGCUGGCAGCCCCAACAGCGAGGCACAAAAGGGCAUACCCCCGCGUAUAG
Symbiodinium natans is the source of this 1512-nucleotide messenger RNA. Lineage: Eukaryota; Dinophyceae; Suessiales; Symbiodiniaceae. The record is from the annotation of a GenBank genome assembly.